AUGGCGGACGACUCCUCGAAGCCCGUGGGAUGCCACGUCGGCGUUGUCGGCACAGGUGCUUUAGGACUUCUGGCAAUAAAGAACCUCAAAGAGCAAGGGCUAGAAGUGACCGCUUUCGAGCAGAAUGACCACCUUGGUGGGCUGUGGCACUUCUCACCCAAGCCAGACCAAGUCACAGCACUUCCAAUGACGUCUUUCAACAACUCGAAGCAGAUGGCGCACAUCACAGACUUUCCUUUCGCAGAUGGUACAAUCCCUCACCUACGCGACGAUGCAACACACCCGACUGCGAAAAGUAUCGAACGAUACCUCGAAGCUUACGCAAAGGAAUUCGAUCUUCUCCCUCACAUCAAGUUUUCCACCAAAGUUGCCAGAGUAGAACGAGACAACGUCAACGGAAAAUGGUUUAUACACACGGAGACCACAAUCCCAGAGGCUGAAAGUGUCAUGCAGAGGCAUAUCUUCGACCGAGUUGUUUUAGCCACUGGAAUAGUCAACACUCCAAUGAUGCCACACAUUCAAGGCAUCGAAAGAUUCGAGGGAGAGGCCAAACACUCAAUUGAAUUCAAGGACCCGUACAGAUACUCGGACAAAAAUGUUUUGCUGAUUGGACUCGGGGCUACCAGCGCUGACACGCAGUCCUUUCUGAAGAUGGCAAAUGCUCGCUCAAUCACAAUCAGUCAUCGUCAGCAAUUCUACCUGGUUCCCAAAAUGAUCAAGGGGAACGCUUUUGACCACGGCAUGACGCGCCGUGCGCUCACAAUCUUCCGAAGUUUGGGUGACUGGUGGCCUAGAGCUUGCGCCAUGGUCUUCACAAAGGCUUUGGACAGUGCUAGAAGGAAAGCAUACCCCUGGCUCAGCAAACACCCGUCGUUCGUAGCUCCACGGGUUCUUGCAAGCGCAGAGCAUCGGAUUCCGGUUCUAUCCAACGACCUCGCUGAGAAUCUAAGAGAUGGGAUCACCCGUACUGUUCCUGGGGUAAAGGAAGUUACCGGUCCCAAGUCGGUGACCUUCACAGACGGUACAGUUUUAGACGACAUCGAUGCCAUCAUUAUCUGCACGGGGUACGAGUACGACUUCUCAGUGAUCAAGGGCGCCGGUGACCCUACCAACCCUGAAAAAGCUCCAGAUCAUUUCGAGCGCAUCAACACAACUCGUUAUAAGGAUCCUCAUGUGCAUUUCGCUCGCCUGUAUCGAGGGUUUCUGUCAGAGGAGUAUCCUGAAUCACUUGCGUUCAUCGGUCACUUCUUCAUCUUGAAGGCGCCAUUUGUGUUUAAUGAUCUCGUCACGAUGGCACUGGCUAGUCUCUGGAGCGGAAAGAUCCCCCUACCCUCAGCCGACGUGAUGGCACAAGACAUCAACAGACACUACGACACCGUUGUGAAUACUCUUGAACGCGGGGCGCUACCCCACCUAGGAUUCAGGAUGUUCGGCAGCGACACCUACACAUGGUUGAACAAGGUUGCAGGAACCGGAGUGACGGAGAGAAUUGGCUGUUUCAGUAAGGAGGCUUGGAAGCUCUGGUGGAAUGACCGGAAAUUCUACAACUUGCUCAUGGAUGGUGCCGAUUCACCGGCGGUCUAUCGGCUUUUCGAAACGGAGCGGGGCCGGAAGGCUUGGCCGGGGGCCCGUGAUCAAAUCCUGAAGACGAAUAGGGAGGUGAAAGAAAUGGGCGAGGAGUGGACAAAGAAGAACAAGGCAAAGUCUAAAUAG
Colletotrichum godetiae is the source of this 1713-nucleotide messenger RNA. Its product is annotated as flavin monooxygenase-like protein. The record is from RefSeq and is a predicted model, not a curated record. The transcript is spliced from 4 exons. Bases 1 to 1713 code for a protein of 570 amino acids. Lineage: Eukaryota; Fungi; Ascomycota; Sordariomycetes; Glomerellales; Glomerellaceae. Gene Ontology annotation, molecular function: NADP binding; flavin adenine dinucleotide binding; N,N-dimethylaniline monooxygenase activity.